Messenger RNA from Labeo rohita (rohu), 983 nucleotides. RefSeq names its product fumarylacetoacetate hydrolase domain containing 1 (gene fahd1). Gene Ontology annotation, cellular component: mitochondrion. Gene Ontology annotation, molecular function: acetylpyruvate hydrolase activity. Bases 216 to 875 code for a protein of 219 amino acids. The transcript has a single exon. Lineage: Eukaryota; Metazoa; Chordata; Actinopteri; Cypriniformes; Cyprinidae. The record is from RefSeq and is a predicted model, not a curated record.
UUCUCCGUAGUAGGAUUUUUAAUUUCGCUUUCGGGCUUAGUAGUUGAAGAAAAAAAUAAUGUCUUUUAGACAGUUGUGUCAGUUUCUUGUUCAUUUUAUUUGCACUAGAGUUACAUAAUUCGCACUGUACCAACGUGUCUGACCGCCCUUCGUUCAGCGACCAAAGGUCAUUUAUUUCCGGUUGCAGGUCUUGUCGUCUGCUGUUGGACUUCAAAAUGAGCGCAAGGAAUAUUGCUCGCUUUUGGGAAUGGGGACGGAAAAUUAUAUGCGUUGGGAGAAACUAUGCAGAUCACGCUAUGGAGCUCAAAAAUGCAAUACCCAGCGAGCCUGUCCUUUUCCUGAAGCCCCCGUCUGCUUAUGUUAGAGAAGGGUCUCCUAUUCUGCUUCCCUUCUACACCAGCAACCUCCACCACGAAGUUGAGCUGGGGGUGGUGAUUGGUAAAGCAGGGACUGCUAUUCCUCAGUCUUCAGCUAUGGACCAUGUGGCUGGGUAUGUGUUAUGCCUGGACAUGACAGCUCGGGAUGUGCAGGACGAAUGCAAGUCCAAAGGUCUUCCAUGGACUCUGGCUAAAGCUUUCAAUACCUCAUGCCCCAUUAGUGACUUCAUUCCCAAGGAGAAGAUCCCGGACCCCGGGAGCAUCAACCUCUGGUUGAAGGUGAACGAUAUCGUGAAACAGAAUGGAAACACAUCCCAGAUGAUCUUUUCCAUCCCUUAUCUCAUAAACUACAUCAGCGAGAUUAUCUCGUUGGAGGAAGGUGAUCUGAUUCUAACUGGGACCCCUAAAGGAGUGUCAAGCGUCCAGGAACAAGAUGAACUUCAAGCUGGGAUUGAUGACAUCUUGACUAUGACGUUUAAAGUUGAUCGAAAGAGCUGAUUUUAACUUGUUAAUAAUGCAAAUUCAAUGUAUGACAAUGAUUUCAGAAUGACUAGAAUGGAAGAAAUCGUAUGUUGUUUUAUCGUUUAUAUAAAAAAAUUGAUCUGA